GUGACGUCUCCGAACCUGCCCGAGACGGUCGGUAAAGUGUCAAAAGACCGUUCCACAAAAAAAGGGAAAAAAAGGUUCAAGAUGGGUUUGGUGGUGCCGUGGAGUGAAAAAUAGUCAGUUCCCAUCGUCGAUAAUCUUUCUGCUGGAGGAAAACAGGCCAUCAGAAACAAAAGACCAAUUCAGCGACUAAUGAUCGACUCCAUUACCAAUCCAUAGCCCUCCGAAAAGGACGUGCACGCGCCGUACCGUUUGUGAUAGUAGUAGCAGUACGUACGGCCAGCAAAAUGACUGCCAGGGAAAGGGAAAAUCAACUAUCCAAGAUAAAGCAGUUCUUUCGCAUGUACAAGCCCGGCAGCGUGUCUAUGUCUCGCCAUGAUCUGCCGAUCUCGCCGGAACUGGAACGCGAGCUGCGACCCGAAACACCCGUCACGCAGCGGUGCAAAGCGCUGCGAGACUUUGGCGAACAGGUAAUUACGUCCCGGCUCGAACCGGACGCAGUACAAUCGCUCUGGGAGCUAACGAAAGACCUGCUCGUCGGGAACAAGCUGAUGGAGCAGCGGCAAUGUGCUCUCGCCUUCUACUGCCGGCUCAUCCAGGGGCAGUACGACAGUCUCGGGAUGAUGCGGGCCCAGUUCUAUCGUGUGAUCGAAAGUCACAGCGAACCGGAAGAUAUUUCCUAUCGGCUGGAGAUGUUGAAGCUGCUUACCGAAACAGGGAAAAACAUCCAGCAUUUCGAGAAGGAAAUAGGCCCAUUUCUGCUCGAAUGGAUUAAAUCGAUCCACGAGGCGGGACUGAUCGAUUCGCUGCUGGAGUUGAUCGUGAACCUGAUCAAGUACAAUGCCGCCAGCCUGGAGCCGAAGUUUCUCGUGGGCGUCGUGUCGUACAUCUUCGACAUGACGUGCAACAAGCAGGAAACGAGCACGAUACUACUGUGCCUGUCGGUGCUGGAUUGUUUCAUCUGUUACGCGAUCAUCCCGAACGAAUCGCUCACGCUGUUCAUCAUCAUCCUGUGCCGGAUGGUGAACCAGGAGGCGUACUGUCAGCACUCCUGGAAGAUUAUGAAGAAUCUCUUCGGGACAACGCUCGGGCACGCGACGCUGCUCACGAUGUGCAACAUCCUGAACAAUCCGGCCUUCCACCAGGACGAUGCGUUGCUCCGCGGGGCCAUCUUUCACACGAACGUUGGCCUGUGGGGUAUCAGCGUUGUGCCGAAGCUGGACUGUGCGCCUUCGCUGGUGUUGACCAGCUUUUGGAAUGCCCUCAAAAGCCGGCACGUGAUUGUAACGUACGAGGUGAUACUGAGCAUGAACCGGUUGAUACAAAAGUCCGGCAACGAGCUAAACGAACCCACGUGGGACAUUAUCUGCGACAUCAUGACGGAGAUUUCGCACAACCUCGCCAUACACCGUUUACCGCCGGAGCACACGGUUGUGACGCACUUUCACGAAACGCUCAACAUGGUCGAAACGCUACUGCAGCAAGGCACCAUGAACACCGACCCGGAAAAGGUGUACGCCCUGAUCGAGCACGUGUCGGCCGAGCGGCCGGAAGCCUCGGUGAAGCAGCUGAUCGACUACAGGGCCAGCCGAAUAUCGGCCACCCGGUCGGAGUGGUUAAAGCAACUGUGCCAGUUUAUGGAUCGGUUUUACCGCAUGAAAAAUAGUAACGUGCGCAUAUACGCGGUACAAGCGCUCGAGCGGAUUAUGGCCGCCAAUCGGGCUGCCUACGAGGACGAAAUCCUGGAGCGCAUCGUGAUCGUGCAUCUGGGCACGGUACCGCUGGAGAAGGAUGCGGAAGUGAGGAAGGCGGUGGCGCGUACGCUGAUCGAGUUUACGAUCCACUGCGAGACGAAGCGCUGCAUCGAGCUGUUGGAGAUUGUGGAGAAGCUGUUGCAUCGUCCGUACGAUGAAAACCAGGUGGUACGGUCGGAGCAGGAAGCGGAAGACAUUAUUCUGCUGGUGGAUGGGCUGAUUCGGCUGUUUAUUGUGAAGCUGUACCGGUUGCCUUCGCUGCAUGCGAUCCGGGUGUACAGCAUGCUGAUCGGUUUGCUCGAGCUGCACUACCAGCGACCGCACGUGCUGGCGAACGUCACCAGCGUGCGGUAUCGGAUUUUCUCCUGGAUGAUGAAGGCACGUGCGAAUGGGUCGUUUCACAUUGGCUAUCCCGAUCCGGAGGACGGCAAUCGGGUGCGUUUUUCGCACUAUCUGGGCAUCGAGGGACCGUUCCAGCAUCAGAGUCUACAGCCGCAGCCCUAUCUGUCGAGCCAAUCCACCAGCCAGCUGAAUCUGACCGGUACCGGUGGGGCCGGUUCGGAGGCAGGUUCGAAAGCGAUGGACCGGAUCCCGGCAACGAAUCUGACGACGAUCUCGAUCAAGCGCGGCUGUCAGGUGAUCGUGCUGUGCCUGAAGGAGGAAAAGGACUGGGAAGUGAUACAGCUGGUGCUGACCGAGCUGCCCAGCGUGAUGCAGAACAAGGCACUGAUCCAGGGCAAUGAUGUGGAUUCGCUGGCCCGCACGCUGUACCGGAUGUACACGGAUAAGAUGCAGCUGGAGAAGCUGCAGCUCCCGGCCAACAUGGUACCGAAGAUGUCGGACUACAUGGAGUUGAUUUUACCGGCGCUCUCGAGCCUGGCGAUGUACCACCAGCAUCUGGACACGAACACGCAGAAGAACAUCAUCGACGCGCUGAAGCAGGGACUGAUUUCGCGCCGUCCGCACGAAUGCAUCCGCAUGCUGACGAUCCUGCUGCUCGAAAUGCCCGAACAGCUGAUGCCGAAGAUGGCCGACCUGCUGCUCGAGCUGAGCAAAAUGACGGGCACGAAGAUGGUGGCGCUGCCGGUGCUCGAGUUCCUGUCCACGCUUAUCCUGGUGCCGAGCUUCCGGUUCGGUAACUUUACCAUGCGCACGUACAUGUGCGUGAUGGCGAUGUCGUUGCCGUUUACGAACCCGUUCCGGUACGAUCACUACACCGUCUCGCUGGCACAUUACGUCGUGGCGGCGUGGUUCAUCAAGUGCAAGCUGCCGAUGCGCCACCAGCUCGUGAAGUUUAUCGUGCAGGGGCUCGAAUCGUACGUGCACGUCCCGUUCCAGGACGGAUCGCGUGCGUUUUCGCAGGUGAACGAGGACUCGUCUGAGCGCAAGCGCAGCUCGAGCUUGACGGAGCAAAGCUCGCGGCGUCGCGACCGUAUCCAGCAGCAAAAACAAUCCCAGCAGCAACAGCAACAGUCCUCCUCGGCUUCCGGCCAGCGUGCGUCGGGCGCCAGUGUAGCGUCGUCCGCCGCAUCCGGAUCGACUGUUUCCAUCGCGCAGUCCUCCGCCCAACUGCCUUCCCAGAAGGUUUACUCGAUUUCUCCGCUCAACGACGAUAUGUACCGGUUUCACUGUGAGCUAGCGGACACGUGCGUUGACUUUAUGGUGCGCCACACAUUUUCCCCGUGCUCCGGCAUCUCGAAACGGCUGCCCUCGGCCGAGUUCUUACUGUCCGGUGGUCAAUCGAUGACCUGGCUCGUUGGACACGAUCUAAUCACCAUCACGACGAGCGGCUGUUCGGGUGUCACCUUCCGGAAUGGGCUGUGCGAUCGGUGCCAUCAGUAUUGCCAGCAAGCGGCGGCAAACGGUAGCGGAGCUGGCGUGGGUGGCAUGGAUUCCGGGAGUACGAAGCUGGUCCCCUAUCAACAGCAGCAGUACCAUCACCAGCCCAACACUCACGCACUGCUGUCGAAAUCGAACAGCAGCGCAAGUACGGCCACCACCACAACAACCAUCGGUGGCGGUGGGGGUGGACAACCACUUUCACCCGAACCACCGUACAGUAGUGCAUCGUCCGGGAAGGAUUCCGGCCUGUCCGGUAUCGGGCUGGGGGCGGCAGACAGUGGCACGGGCAAAUCGUUGUACCCGGCGGACAAUCCGAUGACACCGGCCUCGGCAACGACGUCGAAUAAAAGGUAUACCAAAGCCAGUUUGCAACACAGUAGUGCAAAUGAAUCCGACAGCACCGAUCUGACGACUUCCAGCUCGACCUCAUCCUCGACAGCGGCAACGCCGUUCCCGACGGCACCACAUUCCGCACACGGUCCGGCGUCUGGUGGACUGUCCGCGACCGGCACAGCAGCCACCGGCAAUCGAUUCUUCCACCAGGGCUCUCAGGAGGGCUACUCGUCCGGCUCGCUGGAAGCGCUUUCACGGCGCGGAAGCAAUCCCGAUUCGGUCGAACCCGCCAUGGGACCGCACGGAAUGGGUUCGGCCGGUGGGGAACUACAGCUCCAGCGCACCAGCUCCCUCGUUGCGCCGAGAGCUCCGCCCGGCUUGAUGGCCACCAUCGGAAAUCGGCUUAUUUUGCCACAGCAGCUCAGCAGCUCGCUGACUGGCGGUGGUGGUGGUGGUGGUGGUGGUGGUUCAUCUUCCUCGUCGGGCAUUGGGUUUGAUAAGCCGGUGCAACCGUGUGCGUGUGUGUGCACGGGAUGGGCCGAGGUGUGUGUCCGACGUCCGACCGGGUUCACUUCGUGGAUUACACGCAUCCAGAGCCAGGUGUCGCACGAUAUACUCGGUGGCGAUGUUGCGCUGCAGGAUCUUACCUCGCUGUUUUCACCCAGCGUCGGUGGCGGUAUGGUGGGUUCGGAUUAUCUUACGCUCGCCGGUGGUGGACAGCAACCGUCCUUUAGCGCCGAUGGGAUGACACCGUUCGGAAGUAGUGCUGAUAUCCCAUCGGCUACGAUGGUGGAUCGAUUGGCAUCUGGUUCUUCGUUUGCGGCUGAGGGCGAUAUGCAACCGGCAAACCUUGGAAGUGCGGAGCAGGUAAAUCCUGCGCUCGAAAAAGCUUCCGCACAACAACCACCCGGAGCAGUAGCAGCAGCAGCAGCAGCAGCAGCCGCCGUAACGCGUGCUAAAGUGUCCAUCUCGGACGAAGUGUUUGAAAUGGCGAAAAAGGGCGAACCGAAGAAGAAAGCAUCGGUCGAGGAAGAGCACGAGCAGAGUGAGGAUGAGGAGCUUAAAAAUGUCCUCGCUGGCGGAGGUGGCGUGGAGGGUGCAGCGGCAUCGCUUAGCGGUGGCGGAUCGGGUCCGAUCAACAUUCCCGGCAAGCAGUCGAGCGCCGCACUCGCGUCCGACGACGAGGACGACGACGACGACGACGACGAUGAGGAUGAUGACGAGGAUGACGAUAGUGGGGAGGAGAAUGGACGCCGGAAUCGGUACGAUGGUAACGAGGGCGUUAUGUUCGAUGAUACGGAGGGACGUACUCGGAAGCCGGUUCGGCGGGUCAACUCAAGCCCCGAGAUGCGCACCAAAUGGAACAGUCAGUUUUUGAGCAAAGCGAAGGAGAGCGCUGUUGGUCAGGAGUCGACCGUGGGGAUGGUAGCGACCGGAGGUGGCGAACCCGGGCCCGCGGUAGUUACUACAGCCGGUAUGGUGCAGACCACGGAGGGCGCCGUUGUUGAGAAGAAAAAGUCCGCCUACGGCAAGGGUGUGAGUUGUGAGGCAAUUCCGGAGGAGAUUGCCGGGUCUACGCCUCCGCCACCAACGGCGCUGCGAAUGCAAAGCAACGUGCCCGAAACGCAGACGGUCGCACCACCGACAGUGCGUGGCACGGUCAUGGCGAAGCAUCAGGGUGAGUUUGGUGCGACUAAAGCGACGCCCAUCACCACAUCGCUUCCGGAGUCCAACACACUCGAACCGAUGGCUGCCCCUCGCAAGCAACAUUCGGCGGACGAUGCAACCUUGGCCACCGUCUCGAACGAAGCGAUUAGCAGCACGGCCGUGCCGAGCGCCGGCACGCAGAUGAUUGCCCCGAUUGCGAUGCAUCCGAUCACGCAAACGUCGUCCUCGUCCGCCCUCAGCCUAAAGCUCCCGAUGGAGAAGGUCACGAGCAAACCGCCCCAAUCGCCGGUCCCGCUCUCGCCACGGCUAAUUGCGCGCAACACCACCAACCUGAAGCAGUCCAGUUCCGGCACGGCUUCGCCCUCCUUCCCGGCGAUGGGUGGUGGAAUGGGGGGUGGGUCCGGCAUGGGGGGCGGCCUGCUUGGAAUGGGUAGCGGCAACGAUAACGAUCUGCCCCGCGGGCGCUCCAAAACCAUAUCCACCGUCCGGGAGCACUAUUCGCGCGAUAGCUCCAAAUGGAGUGCGGCCAAUGUGUCGCGGUUGCGCAACGAGCACAUUAACCGUACCGUGGUCAGCCCGAGCUUCGUCUUCCUGCAGCUCUACCAUCACGGCCAGUUCGGGAGCGAGUGUCCGCUGCUGAUGGACAAGGAUCCGGAGAAAGCGAUCGCACUGCUCGAUCUGAUCCCGCCGUUCGAGAUGCACAAGAUCGGUGUGCUGUACGUGGGACCGGGCCAGGCCGGAAGCGAGACGGAGAUCCUGAAGAACCGGUACGGUAGCCUGCGGUACGCGGAGUUUCUGAGCAGCCUCGGCACGCUGGUCGCGAUCAAGGACGCCAAAGAGAAGAACAUCUUCAUCGAUCUCGAAAGCAACGGGAAGGACGGUGCGUUCACGUACAUCUACCAGGACGAUAUCGUGCAGCUGACGUUCCACGUUGCGACGCUGAUGCCGAACAAGCGGCAGGAUCCGCACUGCAACGAGAAGAAGAAGCACAUCGGUAACGAUUUCGUCACGAUCGUGUACAACGAGAGCGGGGAGGAGUACGAUCUGAAAACGAUUCGAGGUCAAUAUAAUUACGCCUGCGUAAUUGUGGAGCCGAUCGAGCUGAACAGCAAUCGCGUUUUCAUCCGCUCGAAGGACGACAUCGCGCAGCACGUGACGCGGGAUGCGAAGAUCGUGUCCGACCACACGGCACCGUUACUGGCCCGCCAGAUGGCGCUGCACGCGAAUCUUGCCUCACUGGUUGCCCAAUCGCUGAAGACGAAAAACUCCAGCCCGUACGCCUCGAACUGGCUCGAACGGUUGCGCAAGAUCAAAAACAUACGCUCACGCUACGGACAGCAGCAGGACGAUCAACAGCAGCGGCAGCAACAGCAGCAGCAGCAGCAACUGCAGCAGGGUGGUUCGGCCAACGAUCUCAGUUCGGCCGCCAGCAGUGCGAACAACAGCGGCGCCAUCAGCUAUCGUGUGGACGAUUUUUCCAAGUAUACCGUCUGAGAAGAUUUGCUCUGGGUGUGGUGUUCCUUGCGAGAACGAGAAUUGUUACAUAUAUUUCUAAUGUUUCUUUUUUUAUUGGAAUUCCUUCAUCUGUCUCUCUCUGUCUCUCUCUCCUUGCUUUCCCCCAAGCCUCUUUUUUAUCCCUUGUGCCCAUACUUGUAAACUGCAGCUUCUGCUUGACGUUAAAGUCAUGACUCAAUGCCUCUGCUCUUGGCCGUACCUCAUUGCUGACGGUGCCUCAUUAUGAGCUGGAGGGCGGAGGGAAAGCAGACGAUUAUGCUGUGCCGUUUUUGGCGAUUGAUGGUUUACGUUGCUUGCAAAAUCCUAUUACACUGUGGGUUUUGGAGGGAGAUGGGCAUUACGAGAGAUACGUGGUCCCUUGUUGUCCGGUCGACCGACGGACCACACUGCAACUCGGUGGAUAGAGAGAGCAUCAGGUGCAAAAGUGCCACUGCUUAUACACACACACACACACCGCAUAAAUGUUUCUCACCCAUGGUGUAAAAGAGAGACUGCGGCCGACUGCAGCUGGAUGACACAUAUAUCAAUAAUAAUGUUUGCAUACUUGUUAUCGUACAAAUAAUAAAGAAGAUAUGAAACGCUAUCGCUUCAGGAUCAUCAUCAGCACCGCUA
Molecule: messenger RNA, 7721 nt
Organism: Anopheles stephensi (Asian malaria mosquito)
Lineage: Eukaryota; Metazoa; Arthropoda; Insecta; Diptera; Culicidae
Gene: gig
Product: tuberin
Exons: 6
Coding region: 285-7088 (2267 amino acids)
Biological process (GO): regulation of cell cycle; negative regulation of phosphatidylinositol 3-kinase/protein kinase B signal transduction; negative regulation of TOR signaling
Cellular component (GO): cytoplasm; TSC1-TSC2 complex; nucleus
Molecular function (GO): GTPase activator activity
Source: RefSeq, a predicted model, not a curated record